Molecule: messenger RNA, 6095 nt
Organism: Magallana angulata
Lineage: Eukaryota; Metazoa; Mollusca; Bivalvia; Ostreida; Ostreidae
Exons: 3
Coding region: 613-2289 (558 amino acids)
Biological process (GO): regulation of DNA-templated transcription
Molecular function (GO): protein binding; RNA binding
Source: RefSeq, a predicted model, not a curated record
GUCCUGUUGUUAUUGUAGUUCUAUAUAUAUACUACUACUACAUGUAGUAUCACUGUAAAUAGUUGCGCUAAUACUGGCCCUGAUAACAUGCAUACAUUGUGUCGUGUACACUAUGAAAUGUUUAUUCAUGCACAUAUUUUCUCUUCCUAUCUACAUGUCGUCCGGAAGUAUGAACAGUGUCGGGUUCAUGUACAUACAGUGUAUAUAUAUAAUCCCUGUUACAAAAGAUUAACACUAUAUGUAGUUUACAGUUCUCUAAAUAAUCUCAGUGUCAUUAGUAAGCUAAAGUGCAGUGUGGUGAUUAUGCAAAUCAAUGCUCUGUUGUACAAAUUGCACAACUGACUGAGAUUUUGUGAGCAAGACCCAUAAGGAAUCAAUUGGAAUGAAUCAGAAGAUGUGAAAUCAGCGUCCGCUAAUUUGAUAUCUGCUGUACAACAUGGCCUCCCUGCAACCACAAAGUCUGUGCAUCACAAGACACUUUGUCAGCUGCUGACUCAAAGUAUUCACACCGCAAGUGAUAAGCAGCCACUGAAUGAAGGGGAGACCACCAAAGCUCAUACAGAGGAAAACAAUAAUGAGGCUCUGGACCUGAAAAAUGACAGUAGUGAACGAAUGAAUAAGAAUAACAAUGGGUUCAGUAGAAUGACUGGAAGUGCUCCUCAUAGUAGCAGUGAAAAUAUUAAUUGGCUUACCGAUGGCUCUAACAAUCAAUCUUCCCCACCGAGGCCUUCCGAAGGUAUGCUAAGUAAUGUCACCAACAUAGGAAGUGAAUCGGUCUCAACAACCAUGUUAGCAUCAGCAGCCUCACCCAGUGGUAUGUCGGGGGUCUUCCGCCCGCCUUUGAAUGAUGCUGCCUCUAGACUCCUUACACACGGAAACAGCCAGUACCCUAAUCUGUAUUCAGCUGGGGGUAGUGCUGCCAGUUCAAUAUCUCCGUACUCUCUGCAAGGACAUAGUCCAUCUGCAGUGCAAGGAUCCCAUUUACAAAAUCUGGCACAUUAUAAUACAUUUUAUCAGCAUCCAUACAACUUGCAGAGAUCUGGUAUUCUGUCUGGACCUUACCCACAAAUUGAGUCUUACUCUGCUGUGUUACAAAGUAUGGGCACUGUUGUGCAACAGACCUCCCACACCCCAAUUCCACGCAAUACCUACGGUCCGGUGACACAGUAUUCUGGGCUAAGCAGCUCACACCAGCGCUCAAUGUCAGCGUCAGUGUCCUCUAGUCCUGACCCUCACCACAAUCAAGCUGAGAUCAGUCUCGCUGACAUGAAGAGAGAAAAGCUACAAGAGGAACACGAAUUGUUGUCUCGUCUGAAGGAUGAGCGCGCUCAAAGUCUUUCAUCUAUUGAAUUUUCUGGAGGAAAAUCUGUAUCAUUUAAGGACCCACCUCGUCGGGAAUCUCACCGUGAGGCCAGCUACAAAGUGCCUAGUGGAAAGGAGGGCAGUCUGAAACACCGGAUUCUGACUCGCCCCUCUGACAGUGCAAUACAGAGUUCUCACAUAGACUCACGGUUCUCCACGUACACAGCGGAAGAACCUGCCCUCAAACGAUCAAAAAAUAAUCAUGGAGGGAUGUCUACCAAACAUUCCGCGGACGAGGGGCCCAGUGGGCAUUCCAUGAUGCCUCAGUCCUCCAUGCGACAGAGCCCAUCCUCUGCCCAGGGCUCGGGUGCACACUUACAUUAUCCCCCCCAUUUCAUGAAAGGAUCAAUUAUACAGCUUAGCAAUGGUGAAUUAAAACGAGUGGAGGACUUGCAAACAGAGGAUUUUGUACACAGUGCAGAAAUCAGCAAUGAUCUCAAAAUAGAUUCCAGUACUGUGGUGAAAAUUGAAUUCAAUCCUGACCACAGCACAGCUAUUCUCGGUUUUGUGGUAGGCGAGCACAAAGUGCAGGUGACAGUGGAGGCCACGUUGGAGCAUCCAUUCUUUGUCUUUGGACAGGGUUGGUCCUCAUGCGAACCCGAGCGUAGCCUUCACCGCUAUGGUCUGGACUGCCAGAGGCUGAGUGUGGGGGAUGUUUGCAUCUCGCUGACACACAAAGACGUGCAGGAGAGGGCCGCGGAGAUCUCCCUACAGCAGCAGGAGCUGUCAAAGGAUUCCCCUCUCAGGGCGUCCGCUCUCAGAAAUUCCACCUCCUCCCUCAGCCCCGCCCACAAGGGGACGUCGCCCGGUGACGUCGAGGGGCGAUCCCGGAAGCACCACCUCUCGUCCUUGUCCAGUCACCAUGUGGAUUCUCAGAAAGACAAUGUAGAAGUGAAGCGGGAGAGCCCCCACUAUAGUGUCACCUGAUGUACCCCCCUCCAGAGAGCCCCCACUAUAGUGUCACCUGAUGUACCCCCCUCCAGAGAGCCCCCACUAUAGUGUCACCUGAUGUACCCCCCUCCAGACUCAAAGCUAUCAAUAUCUGUGUUGUUAUGUUGUUACACAGAAAAAAAAACAGAUCAGCUCCACCCUUCCUUGUUUUAUUAGACUCUUGAUAUUGUUGUCUGAGUUUAAAACAACAACUUUAGAGAUGAGGGUACAUUUUUUUGUACAUGUAUAUUUCCAUCUAUCUGUAAUGACAUAGUGUUCCUGCUUGGUUUAGUUUUAAAGUGUUCCCUGCCUUUUGAUUGGUUGACACGGUUACACUGUAGCAAUGAGGCCUCAAUUAAAUUGCUGUUUUAGUGCAAUUGUUUUAAGUCCCAGCACUAUAAUAAGUACGAUGAUAGAAUUUGUUUUUCCUUCAAAAAGUGCUAUUAGAUGUUUUCAAAUGCUUGUUAGUUUAGAGAAAUACCCUGCAUUCUCAUGCAGUACACUGUUCUAGUAACUUGCUCAUUAAUGAUGUAUAUAAUGAAGGCAUAUAUAACCAACCUAGGGGUAGGCUUAUCAACAAGCCACAAUAGGAAAACAUGUCAGCUUCUGGUUAUUUUUAUCCUCAUUUAUUUUAAGAAUACCAAAAUGAAGAGAUCUGUUGGAAGCUAAUUAUCUUAGAGCCCAUUGAACAUAAAAUUUGUGUUUGUUGAACAAACUAUCCAUAUUGUAAUUCCUCGAUUUCAAAUUUUUAGAACUAUACUGUAUAUUUUUGCCCCCUGACCGGGAGUUGACAAAUUUUUAUGAUGUCAUCAGUAUUUUUAGAGUGCUUUGUUAUAUAUAGUCUAUGAUUCAUUGAAUUAUUUUUAAAAUGACAUUUACUGUACUUCACUGUGAAGAACCCUUUAUGGAUUUUGUUAUAGACUGUCUAUUUCUUGUUAUUACAUGUUGUUUCAUGGAAAAUUGAUUGUGAUAAUUUUAGAUUAUUUUUAUCUUAGAUAACGCACAAUACAAUUACAAGUUUAUUAAUUCUAAGAAAAAAAGCAAUGAAUGUUGUAACAGUGUGUUUGAAUGGGUAAGGAAAACAGUUUUUGAUUUAUAAAACAGAAUGAAAUUUUUGGUUUUUAUGAAUUGUUGUUUGAUCAAACGAGUUUUCUCUCUAAAAUGCCAAUGUACAGAUAACAUAUCUUCUUCUUUUUUUAACUUUUAUCUUGAAAAUGCACUUUUUUGUCUGAAGUAUUAGAAACGCACAGCAUAACUACAGUGUUGAAACAUGUCAGGAAUUUUUUUCCUAUGAAAAAUGGCGAUAUCAAGAAGUAGAAAAACAACAAUGUUAGAAUGAUCUCCAGCUUAUUGAACAAUUUUUUAUUUUUAAGAAAAAUAAUAUAUGGGUGGUUUUCCAAGUCCAUUCCACAUUGAAAGGGAAUGCUUUCAUAAGCAUGCAGAUUUGAAGGAAAUGUGGUCUGUAAUUCAAGCCAUUAUUCUUAUCCAGCUAAUAAGAAACAAAAAAAAUAUGUAGUGAAACCCUAUAUGGUUGUUGUUGUAACAUCCAUCACAUACUAUGAGCAAUUAUCAAACUAUUUCUACAAUACAGGAACUAAGAAUCGGUCAAAGUGUGUCAAAUUACACUUUAUUAUGCAAUAUUCUCUCUUUUAAACCUAAAGAAGACCCUUGAUAGGAAAACGCAUUAGAAUAGGUGUACAUUGAACCACUGAGACAUUUCUGGGUUAAUAUAUUACAUGUGCAAAGGGCAACAACUCCAAUGAACGAGCAUCAGAUAUGUUUACACGUUGUUUUGUUGUUGCAUUAUUGUUGGGGGUGGGAUGUGUGACUUGGCCCCUUAAGCAAAUUAAUACAUGGUCAUAGUCAGAUGGAAUGUUAAAACAUUUGUACAAUUCUACUCAAGUUCUUGUAGAUCUCAGUUUUUUUUUAUAUUGGCAAUAUCUUCUGAAGCAAUUCCUGAGCAAUUGAUUCUUAAAAUUUCAUCUCUGCACGAAGUACGCAGUUAGUGCCUUACUCUGUCACAAAGGGACUGGAAAGAGUAAAGCUUCAAUACUGAGAUUCUCAUUUUAUUGUUAUGUGAGGAAACAUUGUAUGGGUUAUGAGAAAAAUGCUAUGAAUAUAUACCUCGAAAUUCAGAAAUUACUUUUAAAAGCUAUGAAACAUUGUAGGCAGGACAUUUCCUCUUGUUCUUAAAUACACAAAUUCAUUGGGAGAGACAGUACUUGUAAGCAUUAAUUUCUGUUUCUCAAAAAAGCCAGAAUUAGCAGGUAAAAAUAUGCUUAUUCAAGUACCCACUUCAGAAGUCACCAUAUUCAAAGUGCACUGAUAUUGUUAGGAAACAUGACUCAGUAAAGAAAGAUGAGAUAAAUGAUAGGCAAUGUUAUCGAAUUGAUAAGGAAACUUUAGUCAGGAGUUUGAUGAAAUUUGUGUAUUUUUCAUUUGACUUUUAACAUUUGACAACACAUUUAGGAUAUCUCUCUUGAAAGACACACUAACAUUAGUUUACUCCCCAGAUACAAACCUAGAAUUUUAACUGUCAUAAAAUUGUUCUCCACUUCAUCUAUUGUGCGACAAGGAAAUAUGAUAUAGCUCAGGGAUUCUGGAGAUGGAAGGUUCACACCGAGUGUCCCGAUUUGUGAUAAGAGGAAGGUCAAGGCCGGCAGCUAGAUCUGGAGGAACUACUACAUCACAACUUCGCACAAUCUCUGCAUUUACCCAGUGCCUUUCAUGUUGUCCACAUAGCACAUUUUGUUGUACCAUCUUCAGGCAUCUUUGUAACAUUUUACUAACAUGACAGUCAAAAAAAAGUUUUGGGUGAAAUUGUCAUUGGAAUAGCCAUGUUAUGUUUGGACACGUGAUAAUGUCUUUGUAAGUGAAAGUGUUUUUCACUUUUUCCUUGCAAUGUUUUUUUUUUCGAUGUUGUCCAUGCACACAUAAUUUUGACGAGAGUCAAGUUAUGUAACAAACCCAGUGAAUUGUGUUACAUUUAUGUUAAAAAUCGGUGACUGCAGAUAACUGCCACACUAUAUAGGAGAAUAAUUCAAUCAUCAUACAUUUUCACACAUACAUGUAGCUAUUCAAAAAGGUCUUUUUUUUAAAUAAUUGUUUAUCAUAGCAGAUAAAAAUGGAGAAAAUGGACAACAAUUGUCAGUUGGUACUUGUACAAACAGUUUGAGUGGCAUUGAAAAACCAUCAUUUUUCCACUUCUUGUAUAGCAAACCUCUGUAAUCAAAUCAUGCUAGACUCAGGUCAAAAAUGAAAAGAACUGUUUCAUACAUGAGACACUGGCCCAUUCUCCACUGAAUAUACAUUUCAUAUUCCAUCAGUGAUCAUAUAUAGCAGUAUUUGUUCAUCAUCAAGUGCUUGAAACCCUUCAAUAUUUUCACCUUGUACAUAUCCCUUGGAAUCUGUUCAAGGUACAUGUUCAUUAUGAUUGAGAUACCCAUGUUUCUGAUGGUUGGUAUACUUGUAUGUGUUGUGUUGAGACACCAAACGUACAAGAGAACGACAGAAAUCUCAACAUGUGACUAUAUCUUGCUUGUUGUUAAUUUUUGUCGGAAUUUUUUCUCUGCAUUCUCUGUUUAUCCUACAUGCUGAGAAAAUCAUUUCUGUUAUUAUGAUGUUAUCUAUGAUGUUAUUUUGUUAGUUGUGCUUAAUUAGAUGUGAACUAGUUUUGUAUAAAUUGACACAAAAUGUUAUUAAAAAAUUAAUUCAAUAUACAGUCUCAAAGUGCUCCAGUUUUAUAAAAUCUGUUAAAACAAAAUGAAUAAAAGCCAUUCUAAAAUAAAGUAUUUAUCAAAUUG